Molecule: messenger RNA, 1884 nt
Organism: Penicillium diatomitis
Lineage: Eukaryota; Fungi; Ascomycota; Eurotiomycetes; Eurotiales; Aspergillaceae
Product: nucleoporin NDC1
Exons: 5
Coding region: 1-1884 (627 amino acids)
Biological process (GO): nuclear pore organization; spindle pole body localization
Cellular component (GO): spindle pole body; nuclear pore transmembrane ring
Molecular function (GO): spindle pole body-nuclear membrane anchor activity
Source: RefSeq, a predicted model, not a curated record
AUGGCUGUCGCAUCACAAGUUCGGCCGUACAGGCGCAUUCUUACCUCGGCACUGCACCGGCGAUUUGUUCAUGCAUCUGCUCUUUCUCUUCUGGUUUGCUAUGUUAUCUCCAUUGUGAUUGGCGACAAGACAUCGUUAUUCUGGACAUGGUUUCCCAUCGGUGCCUGCGGACUGCGCGCAGUCAUGAUUUUCCUUUCGGUUUUAAUGGUAUUCGUGCUUCGAGUCAGUCAGAUGCACCUAGGCUCGAGGACAACGUCAUCUCCGCUCGAAACAGCUAAGCACCUGCUCCCUUUUCAAGUCGCCUACACUUUCGGCUGUUAUCUAUUCUCCGCUUGGUGGUUCACCGAGCUAUAUUUGUGGUCCUCUUCCAAGGAAGCGCAAUUGGACAUUGUGAAACGCGGCCGAUCUCACGAGCGCCCGAUCUUGAACGAGAGGCCAAUUUACAUCCACACAUUCCACCUACUGCUAGCUUGUACCCAGGCUUACGUCCACCUCCUCUUCGAUUACGACGAAAUCUUCGUCCCUAUCAGACUGCGAUCUACUGACCCCGCCGAUGAGCGCACCCACCCGAAAGAUAAGAUUCGCUUUGGCUUACGCUCUGAUGGUGUCGAUUGUGGCUCCUUUGCUUUACCUCCUUGUCCUGCGCCAAAGCGCUUGGGCCUUGUCGCUUUACUUCGCGAAACUGUUCUGGAGCUUCUCGCGCUCGGCAGCUCACCCCGAGACUUUUUCCCCCCUGCAUUCGGUGCUCUGAUCGCGCGAUGCUUUAUGUCGGGCUUUCUACUGUGUGUUAGCUGGCAAUCCGCAAAUUUGUUCUUUUCCAUUUUCCUGGGCAAGGAACCUUUGAAGCGCGGUCAGCCGCUCACAGCCGAUGCGAAGGACCCCAACGCCAGCUUGUUGUCAGGUCUCAAAGCUAAGAAACAUAUCGUGAAGUCCUUUGCGCUUUGGGAACUGGGCCUCAUCAGCCAGCGUCAGCCUGAUCGCCGAAAGGCGAUCUUUAGUGAAAUUGAUCGCGAGGGCGGUUCAACAUGGAGCCAGAUCUUGAGUUGCGCCCAGGAAGAGAUUCUGGCCAUUGUGAAACGAAUUGAUGGAUACAAGGCGCCCAAGUCCGCGUCUCAGCCCGCUGCUCCGAAAACUGCAUCCAAGCCCGAAUUGCAAAGCCUGCCGCGAUUGACGGAUGCACCCCGUGACCAGAACGUCUUUGCAACAGCCCCGAAGGCGACCUCUCGACAUGAAAUGUUCGGUGAAGCUUUGGGUUCGACAGCGAAAGCGUACGGCCAGUCACCGGACUGGACACCCACUGCUCGGGCUCGUGCCCGUGAUGUCUUUGAUAAAGCCUCCACUGCCAUGCUCAGCCCAGAGCGAAAACAGAAACUUCUUGCCUCCGCCCAAGAGUUGAAACGGCUCACUGGCGGUCCGUCCACCACCACCUAUAGGCCCGAGGACGUGCAUCCUCUCGUUGUCCAGGUGCUUCGGUGGUUCCCGGUGUUGAAACAGACAUACGCUCGACGGGCAACCAGCAUUGUUUGCGGAUCUCCUGAUUCCUCUCUUGGUUCAAUUGUCGACGCUGUUGAUUCCUUGACACGCUUGCUGAUUGCCAGUCUCAACGAAGACCAGUAUGGCAAAGUACAAGCUGAUGUUCCGUCGGUGAUUAAUCUUUUCACCCAGACACUAAUGACUCUCGACGCGUUCAUCUACCAAGGAGGCCUGGACGCACACUGGACCGAUAUCGAUUUCCCCCGUCAAGCAAUCUUGAGGCACAGUGGACUGAGGGACCUACUUGAAGCUUUCAGGCCGUAUCUGCGUGAUGUCGGUGUUACUGGAAAGAGCCUCCGCCUAGCGAGAGAAGCAGCCGGUAUGGCAGAGGAUGAGUUGUCUCAGUCGUAA